UCAAAAAUAAGAAUCCUAAGAAACGUAAGAAAAACAAUCAUGUCGCGGAUCAACACUGAUCUUUGUUAUCAAAUUCUUAAAGAAUACUAUGGUGAAGUACUCGCUGCUGUCGGUAUAUUUUUAGUCCGAAAUAAAACAUCAUCUUGCGGUAUUAUUGCUCACAAAUCUGGACUAACGAUAUUGCAGGUGAAGCAAGCUAUACGUUCCCUAAUUCAGCAGAACAUAGUAACCUUUUCUCAAAGCAAGUCUGGCUCUAUAGAGUAUAUGGCAUCAGCAAAUGCUAUUCUUUGGAGAUUAAGAUACCCACGCUAUAUUCACUGUGCUAAAAUGCUCUUUGGUGAUGCAGCUGAGUUGCUUGUUGAAGAAAUUCUUUUACAGGGACAAUCUAGGUUAGGCAGUGCUGUCUCAAAAACAACAUCCAAGUUAAAUGAUUCUUUGGUAUCUAUUGCCUCAGCUCUCCCUGAGAUAUCUCCUAGUCUUGUAAAGGAUAAAGUUACAACUCUUGUAAAGGCUCGGCUGCUUCGUAGAUGUGAAGAUAUAGUUAAAGACAAGGAAGGAAAAUUUGCUGUAGCAUCAGGCACUGUUAUUGAUCCUGAGCUGUUAUUUUCAUUGCCAACUGCUUUGGACUUUGAACCUGUUGUUGGAUCUAAGCGUCCUGCUACAACAAAUCCUGAAACUUCUAGCAAGAGACUUAAACUAGAUAGUGGAGAUGCUGCUGAUGUACAAGUAAUGGUAAAUUCAGAUUCAGCUGGUUGUGGAGCAUCUGAAUACUGGUGUGUUAAUGUACAUCAGUUCCACCAUCACUUUCGAGACCAGGCAAUAGUUGCUGCAGUUGCCAGAAAUAUUGAUCAGAAAGCUUCAGAAGUGAUGAGGACUAUGUUACGUCUAAGUGAAACCAGAACUCUACCAACUUCCCCAGAGAGUGUCCCUCUAUCACUGACAGAAAUUUAUAAUGCCCUUCCUAAAGACAAAGCCAUGCAGAAAACUACCCUAGAGCAGUAUUUAAAAUGUUUAUCAGAAUGUUGUUUUGAUUUUGUUACCAAGGUUGGGGAGAGUGGAGGUGGAAUGUAUCAAAUUAAUUUUUUUAAAGCGAUCAAAGCAAUUUGUAUAUCACAUAUUGAAACUAUAAUAUUAGAAAGGUUUGGGUCAAAAGCUCUACGCAUGUUUCGUGUUUUGUUAACUGACAAACAAGUAGAACAAAAACAGGUUGAAGAGCGAGCCAUGCUGCCACCAAAAGAGGCCAAAGAGCUCUUGUAUAAGAUGUUUGCUGAAAAUUUCAUUGCUCUCACAGAGCUUUCAAAAACACCUGAUCACGCCCCCACGCGCACAUUUUAUUUUUUCAAUGUAAAUUUGAUACAGCUCAGCCGGAUGCUUUUAGAAAAAUGUUAUCAAGCAGAGGUAAAUGUUAUGAUCCGAAGAAGGAAAUGUAUGUCUGAAAACAAACGUUUACUGGACAAACAGGAAAGAGUGGAAGCAAUCAUUGCAUCUCUAGAUGCUGAUGGUGCCAUAGAGCAGAAAGAAGAAGUGGAGCAGAUGGUGACACCAAGUGAACGUGCACAGUUGAAGAAAAUGGCUGAAGCAACUAAAAUGCUAGAGCUGUGUGAGAUACAGCUGGAUCACACCAUUUUUAUUUUAGAGACUUAUCUCAGCUACACACUCCAGCCACCUCCACCAAAGAAAUAAUUUCCCUUGUGUUAUGUUGAAUGUAAUGUAUUUAUAACUGUUACUUAGGUUGAUACCAAAAUAAAAUUAUUUACUGACAUAAAAUACU
Molecule: messenger RNA, 1771 nt
Organism: Physella acuta
Lineage: Eukaryota; Metazoa; Mollusca; Gastropoda; Physidae
Product: DNA-directed RNA polymerase III subunit RPC3
Biological process (GO): DNA-templated transcription
Cellular component (GO): RNA polymerase III complex
Molecular function (GO): single-stranded DNA binding
Source: RefSeq, a predicted model, not a curated record